CCCGCCCGGCCGCCUCGCCUCCUCCGCGGCCGGCCCCCCUCGCAGCUGCGCGGCCGCCGACACCGAGGCAGGUGCGAGCCAUGGAGGGCAACCGCGACGAGGCGGAGAAAUGCGUGCAGAUCGCUCGCGAGGCCCUGAGCGCCGGCAACCGCGACAAGGCCCAGCGCUUCCUGCAGAAGGCCGAGAAGCUGUACCCGCUGCCGGCCGCGCGCGCAUUAUUGGAAAUAAUUAUGAAAAAUGGAAGCACUGCUGGAAAUAGCACACAUUGCCGAAAACCCGCAGGGAGUGGUGACCAGAACAAGCCCACCUGCACAAAGGACAGCACCCCGGGUAGGGGCGAAGGUGGAAAAGUCUACACCAAGGACCAAGUAGACGGAGUUCUCAGCAUAAACAAGUGUAAAAAUUACUAUGAAGUUCUUGGAGUUACAAAAGAUGCUGGUGAUGAAGAUUUGAAAAAAGCUUAUAGGAAGCUUGCUUUGAAGUUUCAUCCAGACAAAAACCACGCCCCUGGAGCCACGGAUGCUUUCAAAAAGAUCGGAAAUGCUUACGCAGUUUUAAGCAAUCCAGAGAAACGAAAACAGUAUGACCUCACAGGCAGUGAAGAACAAGCUUGUAAUCACCAAAACAACGGCAGGUUCAACUUCCACCGAGGCUGUGAAGCCGACAUAACUCCAGAGGACCUGUUCAAUAUCUUUUUUGGUGGCGGAUUCCCUUCAGGUAGUGUACACUCAUUUUCAAAUGGCCGGGCUGCUUACAACCACCAACAUCAGCACCGACACAGUGGACAUGAAAGAGAAGAAGAAAGAGCAGAUGGAGGGUUUUCUGUGUUUAUCCAGCUGAUGCCCAUUAUCGUAUUGAUCCUCGUGUCACUGUUGAGUCAGCUGAUGGUCUCUAAUCCUCCUUACUCCUUAUACCCCAGAUCUGGAUCAGGACAAACUAUUAAAAUGCAGACGGAAAACUUGGGCGUUGUUUAUUACGUCAGUAAGGACUUUAAAAGCGAAUAUAAAGGAGCACUAUUACAAAAGGUAGAAAAGAGCGUGGAAGAGGAUUAUGUGACUAAUAUUCGAAAUAACUGUUGGAAGGAAAGACAGCAGAAAACAGAUAUGCAGUAUGCAGCAAAAGUGUACCGUGAUGAGCGGCUGCGGAGGAAGGCGGAUGCGCUCAGCAUGGACAACUGCAAAGAGCUAGAGCGACUGACCAGUCUCUACAAGGGGGGAUAAGCCGGAAGUCCCGCCUACUCCUCCCGAUGGACUCUGUCUUUUCUGUAAUUUCAUUUCGCCGUGAAGUCGAAGAUUUGAUUAAAGACUAAACUGAGUAGUUGACUCCCGAAAUCUUGGACUGUUAAUGACCUACUGGCUCAUUUCAAUAGUAAGAACUGAAAACUAAAUAUUUUAGUAUGCUUCCGCAAUUACUUUCACUUUAAAACCUUACAUGAUCCCUUAUGAUGUCUGGAGAGGAUUAUCACACCUGUAGCAAUUGCCAGUUUUAGUGAUUCUCCAUUAUUCCUUUGCCAUGUAAAUAUUUUAGAAUGAUUUUGUGUAUAUAUGAGCGCUUGCCUUUUAUUUAAAUUAUUUUAGCGUUUAGCUCCAUGAGACACUUGGUUUAGGCUGAUGGAAUGAAUGUCUAUGACAGUCACAUUUUCCAGUAGGUGUUUGGGUGUGUGGAGUUUAAACAACAAAAGUUUCUCAAAAAGAAAAAGCAAAACUUUAUAUAAAAUCUUUUAUCAGCGUAGAAGGAAUUGACAUUUUAAUAUUGUUCUUAUAUUCCAGAAUAUGUAAUGAGAUAAAUGAGCUGGUGUAUACUAUCAGUAUGCUCUUUAGUUUUAUGAAUUGCUAAGCCAUACAUAGGAACAAAAUGCUAUAAGAUAGAUUUUAAAGAAAAUAUGAUAAGUAUUAUGCUAAAUGCAUUUUCAAUGGUAAAUUGCAAUUAUGCCAUUCACAAUUGUGGUAAUUAAAAGUUAGCCCCAAAUAUUCAUUUAUGUGUCUUUCAAGGCUACUGAAGCUUACGAAGCAAAAGAUGAACUCUCUUCCCAUGGAAAUUCAGUUUCAUGGAGAUAACUGAAGCAGGACCCCAAAGCAAAUGGAUUCUUCUACAAUAAGUAAUAAGAACAAAAUGACCACCAACACACAGCUUUGUGCCUUCCAACUGCAGCUGGCUUCCUUGACAUCACAUGACCUGUUGGGUCACACACAGCCCUGAGCAGGGAUAGAGCAGAGCUAGUGCAGUGACUGACGGCAUGUCAUCCUCAGAGCAGAGCUACAGCAGUGACUGACGGCAGGUCAUCCUCAGAGCAGAGCUACAGCAGUGACUGACAGCAAGGUGUCCUCAGAGCAGAGCUACAGCAGUGACUGACGGCAGGUCAUCCUCAGAGCAGAGCUACAGCAGUGACUGACAGCAAGGUGUCCUCAGAGCAGCAGCUACAGCAGUGACUGACAGCAAGGUGUUCUCAGAGCAUUCUGAGCUAAGCUCCACUUAGCACCAGGCAACUCAUCAGAUCACUAGAAUAAGCUCCUUGUAACCAAAUCUGUAAUAUAUGGUGGGAAAACACAGCUGGGACUUGAAGUUUUGGUGCUUAUUGGGUUUGAAAUGAUUUCUGGUCUUCUGUGUGUAACGAUAGUGAUGGCUUAAUGGUUUUGCUUCUUACAGUUAAAGAAGUACAAACACAUUUUUGGUGGCUUGUUGUCAUUGCCCCUGCCCCAAUCCCUUACUCGAGAACUAGAACGUUAGGUAGAGUGGCUGUGCUUUUGCUUAAGGAUUCUUUUCUAAAUACUGCCAAUUAUGUCAUCUGUUGAGUUUUCUUUAAAACGGUCUCUUGUGUCCUGUUGUCAGACCCUUCAGUAUAUACUUGAUUAUAAUAGUGGGCUAAAUUACACACAUUGUUUUAGAAGUCUGGACCCCUAACCAUGUCUAGAAACAUGACCUUUAAAAAUAGGAGUGCUACAAAGAAAGUAAAGUUUUCACAUAAUACAUUUAAUGUGACACUAUCAAAAUGCUGUAUAUCUCGUCAUCUUUAGUAAGAACCUUUUCCUCACCAUCUAUUCAUAUUUUUAUUACUCUCUAAAGUUGAAUCUUGACUCUAGAUCCUGAGGAAUAAUUUCAAAGGACCAUGUCCCACAGUGACUGCCUCUACCUCUUCAGUAUGUAUCUUGUCAAUUUUGAUCACCUCGUACAUGGAUUCUUCUGCCUGCUCUCAUGAAGGCCAAGGGUUGACAUAGGAAUCACUGCUCUUUGCUUGGAAUAGACCUGGAGCUGAGUUUUACACUAGUGCCACGCUCACAAUCCCAGGGUUCUCUGGACCAUGUUCUCAGAGCCUUCCAAGUUCUGUUCUGCUUCCUUCAGCAAACUUCCAGUCUGACAAUUGGCCUGCGUUAGUGUUGUUUAGUUUGUGUGAAUGGUUUUCUAAGGUUGCAUGCCUCUGAACAUAGCUGUUUGUAUUUUUCCACUUCUCUUUCACUAGAAUCUUCUUCACCUGCCAUUUCAGCAUUCCAUUCGCAGAUUUCUGAAUUGCACCGAGCCAUUAUUAUUCCUUUAAUUUCAUUGCAUUUUUGUCACCUGAUGAUCUUGUUCUCUGGUACAAGAUGAUGAGGGAUAAUGCAUCUCAGAGUCGUCUGGUCCUUGAGGGGGCUGCCAUGCUGCUUCAGUGAUGCUUGCUUGCUCAUUCUGUCACUCUAUUUUUCUAUUUUGAGUCUUACUAUGUAGCCCUGGCUUGCUGGAACUCUCAAUGUAGACCAGGCUGGCCUGCAACUCAGAGAUUAGUCUGCGCCCCAUCCCCACUCAUGCUGGAAUUAGUGGCAUAUACACCCAAAUCUGGUAAUAAAGUGGGGUUUUUUGUUUUGUUUGUUUUGUUUUUUGUUUUUCUGAGACACGGUUUCUCUGUGUUGACCUAGCUGUCCUGGAACUCACUCUGUAGACCAGGCUGGUCUUAAACUCACAGAGAUCCAUCUGUCUCUGCUUCCUGGGUGCUGGGAUAAAAGGUACAUGUGCUACAACCACCUGGCUGUAAUGUUUAUUUUCAUUACGAGGAAUAUGUAGUUUUCCAUUUCCCACGAAGAUCAUGGGACUCAUGUUUAACACAGUCAUUGAAGUAUCUGUUUCAAAUUCUCUAGUUGUUAAAGCUCUGUGACAACCAAAUUCUUGAGUUUCCUGCUCAUGUAAGUUCUUUUCUCUUACUUUUAAGAAUUUCUUCAGUCCACUGCACUUUUAAAGUCUUCGUUCUUUUAAAGAAUGACAUGUUGUAUACACUGUUUCAACUCAGUGACUUUCUUCUGAAGCCAGACUUGCACUGAUCAUCUCCAUCCGUUCAGCCCCCCCCCCCCCCCUUGCUGUUAGCAGUCUUUAACUUAGAACACUCAGCUUCAGACUUUGUGAAUGAGUCAGCCUCUGGGCAUUCCUUGAUUUUUGCAACUGUUUGAAAUUGUUUUAUCAUAAAUUUUAUUUAUUCUUAUGCUUAUGGUGGUGGUGGUAUGUGUGUGUGUGUGUGUGUGUGUGUGUGUGUGUGUACCAAGAGAGAUCAGAGAACAACUUGCAGGAGUUAGUUCUCUUUUUGUACCUUGUUCAAUCUGUGGAUUUAGCUGGAGUCCUCAGACUUGUGCAGGAAGUAUUUUAUCACUGAGCCAUCUCACCAGCCCUCAGAUUCUUUUAAUUUCAAGGUAGUGUCCUCAGAGAGACUUCAGCCUCUUCAUUAUAUAGCUCUUUCUCCCUGGCAACUAUGCUUAAUUUUUUUUUUUCAUUUACUCCCUUCGUUUUUCAAGAACUGUUUUAUUAGCACAUAUUAAUUAUAUAUGACAUUUGGGUUUCAUUAUGACAUUUUCAUACACACAUGUAUAAUACCAUCAUCUUCACUCCUCAUGACCCUCUCCUGUUCCCCUCCUACUCCACUGAUCCUCUUCUUUUUGUCUUUUUGUUGUUGCUGAUGAUGAUCAUGGUGACCCAAAGAGUUUUCAUUAUGGUUGCAUGUAGAGCAUGGGUGAGGGGUUAUUUACAGAAACAUAGGCACAUUCCCAGCACUUGCAACCCCGAAGAAAAUGUCUCCCUCCUUCAUUAACCACAACUACCUAUAAAUGCUCAGGGUGGGGUGCAGCCUCAUGAGCCCCUCCUGCUUCACAGCAGGAUGUAGAUUGGCCCAACCUUACAGCGACCAUGUGUAGAAUCACAGUGUGAUGACUAUGUCAUAGCCAGAAAACAGCGUUCCACAACACGUCACCACUUCUUGCAUUAUUCCCACCCCGCCCCCAUUCUGUAAUGUUCUCUGAGCCCCAGAGGGGGUAAUGCAGAUGUCCCACUUAUGCUGAGCACUCAAUAAUCAUAUCUUCUCAUUACUGUGACCAUUAUGAGCUCCGAAGUCACUUCUGCCCACUACAAAAACAAGUUUCUCUGGCAGUAGCUGGCUGCGGCUCUCACCUAUGGCACAAAACAUAGCAAGCAGUUUGUUGCCUUUUUAUCUGAAUGGAAACCUGCACUUGCCAGGCUCUGUCUCCACUUCCGAAUGCUCUGUGGCCCUCCCGGUUCUGCAUCUGCUAGUCUUGACGUGCCCCUGCCUUCCCACUCUUUCUCUUUUUCUGCAAAGUAGUUCAUUGUGCUCUUCGUAGUUUCUAUUUGCCUUUCAUUGGAUUAAAAAUACAGAAACGUCACGAAUUGUCGUGUCGUCCUUGCAUGGGGCCACGCUGAUCUCUGAAUCGUCCUGCUGCCAGUACACGUACUGCAGAAGGAGUGCACGCCAUAGAAGUCUCCACAUUAUCUUGAGCCUGUAGAAUAAUCACUUAAAAUAGAGCAUUCGAAGUAACUUUGAAAGCUCAUAUCUAUCAGGAAAUUUGUAGGAACUUGAAUGAAAGUUUUUAAGCUAUUUUUUCCAGUUUUAGUGGGAAAUUUACAUUAAUGUGAUUGAUAUUUACAUGAACCAAACCUACUUACAUCCCAUCUUUAAAGGGAUAGAGAAGAUAGGUCAGGUAAUCAGAUGGAGAGAAGCUAACAUAGCAUAGUCACAUGACUUGGACAGUAUUGUUUCAGGUUCAUUGCUGCAUUCCAUCACAUUUAUGACAUUAUGGAAUAGAUUAAACAAAACUUGGAAAUAGCCGUUGGCAUGGUUGGCUGAGUGCCUGGUCUCUUAAGCUACAUAUAAAGUAUGUCAGUAAAAACUGAGUCCUUAAUGGUGCCUCUGUUGUGGAAAAUACUACCUAGUGGCUUUGAAUUUCAUUUUAUUUGUAUUUAUAUUGCUUGAGCUGAAGGAUUUUUAGGUUUGCUACUUACUCUCGUGAUACAAACUCCAAUAUUUUCCUGUCUUAUAGCUACACAAAGUUUAAUUUUAUUUGAUCACCCUCAUCUUUUCCCAGUAGCUUUUACCUUUGCAUAUUAAUUAGGUUUCUAAGUGUUUUAUUUGUUUUGUUUUGUUUUUUGAAGUUUGGGAACAGUAGCUCUACUUGUCAGUAAUCGACAUUUUCUCCAUUUACAUGUAGAGCAGCAUGCCCACAGGCUCACACACACACUUUGGAGGAAAGAAAGCAGCGCUUCUCCUCCCUUUGAUUACCUUCUUCCUGAAUACACUGACAGUUAGUUAUUUAGUCUUCUUUGAAGUCUUAGGAUUUUUUUUUGACCAAAUUGGCUAAUUGAACACUGAGAAAUCUCAAGGUUUCCAUCUAAUAAGUGAAAACAACAUUUUGAGACCUGACUGCAUUUGAGUGCAUAAUCAUUUCAUAACCACCACAUGCUUAUUUAUGAUUUUCAAAUGAUAAUUUUGCUAAGGAAAAUCAAGGUCCUUAAAGAACAUAUGGGGUGUGUGUGUGUGCACAUGCUCGUGCAUCAGAGUACUCUGUUGUGUGUCAGCUCGGGUGUUCAUAAGAACAGGAAUGUGCAAUGCUAGCCCUUAAUUCCAAAUGCACUAUUAUGCUUCAUUUUUUCUUGCUGUUCAAACUUUUACACUAACGUGGUAAACUAAAAUGAAGUUUUGCUCUCCUUAUCUGUAUUAGGAAUAUUUGAAAUGCAGCUGUUGAUGGAGUUGUUACUGUGUUCUGAGACAUUUAAUUUAAACUCCCACCUUUUAAAGCAGUGAAAUAUUUAUUGGUAAGCCAGAGGGCCAUGUGAGCUGAGCCACCCUUUCGAUUAGGCAAGUAUUGUCACAAAGGACCAAAUGGUUUAAAAAGGAGUGAGUGUCUGCUUAACUUCUCCACUUGAUGUAUGAGUCUGGCCAUCUUUUAAUUGAGUGAGACAAACUGAAAGGAAACCCAUAACAUUUUUUAUUAUCUGUAUAGAAAGUGUAUGAAAAUACACAGCCUGAAUUUUAAUCAUGAGAUGGCUAAAAACCCUUGUAGCCAUAUCAGAGUAGGUAAAAUCAUUAAAAUGCUCUGUAAACCAAUGAAAAUAAAAGAAUAGCCUGACAAUAACCUCCAUAUUUUGUUUUUUUCUAAAACCCAGUUUCCAUUACAAAUCAAACACAGGCAUGGUAGCUCAUACAUGUAGUCCCAACACUUAGUAGACUGAGUGAGACAGAGAAAUUAUGGAUUUGAGGCCAGCCUGGGUACCUUGUAAGGCUGUCUCAAAUACAAUAAAAACAAAAGCAGAGAGAACCAGGUUGUUCAAACAAUUCUUGCACAACCUUUAAUAAUCUGGUAGACUUCAUAGUCCUGAGUCCAGGUUUCCCUUUUAGUUUCAUUUCUAUAAGACAGAUAUUUUCAUAUAAAUGGAAACAUUUUUUCCUCAAAGCAAUUAUUCAGAACAUGCUCCUUAUAUUAAGGAUUAUGUAACCACAUUUUUGUAAAUGCCCCCCUGUGUAACUUUUUCCUAUUAUGUGAUUCUUUUUCAAUUAAUUUGAUCUUCUGCUGGUGUAGGGGCCAAUAGAUUUGUGAAUAUUUUGUGAAUGUGUCCAUGUAUAAGUGUGUAUAUAUAUAUAAAUGUAUAUAUUUUCCAGCUAAUACCUCAGAUGUGUGAUUGUUUAAUAACUACCAUAAUGUUUGCACAGAGCAGGGCUUCCAUUAGUAGUAGGUAUUCUUAUUUAAAAAUUUGGCUGUCAGUAAACAGAAUUUCAUUGGCGUGAAGUCAUUCAGUUGAUUUCCAUGUUCUAAUACAGAUUUCCUAUUAUAAGGCCCAUGUGUUGAAUAAAAAUGUAUCUUUCCAAAUCUGGUAACCCUGAAGUGGUUCUUGAAAAGUCCUGUUUUAAUAAGUUAUUAAAACGUGGGGUGACUGGUUGCUGAGAUGACUAAUAACUGCAUAGAGGCAACAGACACCUGAUGCAAGUGCCAGCAAUCCUGCUGGUUUCAUCAUGAGAUUCUGCUUAGCUUUCCAAUGGUACCGUUAACACUGGAAGGGAUAAUGAGCGGCACUAGCAUUUUCAACAUUGCCUUCAAAAUGAACUGAGUUGAGUGACUACAGUAAGAAAGAAGCAAUUGGUAUUUGUAACUUAUUUAUAUUAAAAAGUACUUUGUUUCUGCUUUAAUUAUGGUCUUUAGAUUGCUCUGUGAGACUUUCCAUUUAAAGUUUUACUUUAUUUAUUUUUUUCUAAGAUGUGGUAAUUUCCAAGGUGUGAUACAGAUUUUCAAGGUCUGGCAAGAUUUUAAUGGAAGCCUUGUGUUAGUAAAAUGAAGUGCUAUGGUAAAGGAUGUCAAGAUCACAUAAUUAGGUUUAAAAAUGAAAGGUCUGAUUUGUAAAAAUUUAAUGUUAUAUCAGACUUAUAUAAGAUUUCCUGAGAGAACUCUCAUGCUGCUUUUGAUUUUUAAUGAAUGUUCUAAUGAGUGGUUUAUGAAUUUUUGUCUUUCAGUCUCUGUAAUUUAUCUCAACAUAAUAAUAAAAAGAACGGAUGUUCUCACCAUAAAA
Molecule: messenger RNA, 8802 nt
Organism: Mesocricetus auratus (golden hamster)
Lineage: Eukaryota; Metazoa; Chordata; Mammalia; Rodentia; Cricetidae
Gene: Dnajb14
Product: DnaJ heat shock protein family (Hsp40) member B14
Exons: 8
Coding region: 81-1220 (379 amino acids)
Biological process (GO): cellular response to misfolded protein
Cellular component (GO): endoplasmic reticulum membrane
Molecular function (GO): Hsp70 protein binding
Source: RefSeq, a predicted model, not a curated record